This is a messenger RNA of Colletotrichum graminicola M1.001, 363 nucleotides long. RefSeq lists its product as uncharacterized. The coding region runs from base 1 to 363 and encodes 120 amino acids. The transcript has 2 exons. Lineage: Eukaryota; Fungi; Ascomycota; Sordariomycetes; Glomerellales; Glomerellaceae. The record is from RefSeq and is a predicted model, not a curated record.
AUGCACUGCACGACCGCCAUCGCCGGCCUCCUGGCCCUCGCCGCCGCCGCCUCCGCGUCCCCCGUCAUGGGCACCAUCAAGAUGUUCUACGACCCGGCCUCCGACUGCACCGGCACCCCGAUCCCCUACGAGGGCACCGGCAAGUCCCUCGCCGUCCCGACCGACUUCCUCGAUCAGUGCCAGCCCAUCCCUGCGGCCGUCGACAACCACACCUACGAGAAGUUCUCGGCCAGUGGCUUGACCCCGCUCUUUAACUUUGAGCUGUACACCGACGCCGACUGCAAGAACCUCGCUACGAACGCCGCCAACGUCUGCGUGUCGGGUGUCGCGUCCUAUAUCGCCCGUCGCGUGGACAGCAACUAG